UUCCGUAUUGUUCCGGGGGAACCAGAAGGUGGGAUCACCUUGCUCCAGCGCCAUGGGUGUGAUAGGUAUACAAUUGGUUGUUACCAUGGUGAUGGCCAGUGUCAUGCAGAAGAUCUUACCUCACUAUUCUCUUGCUAGAUGGCUUCUCUGUAAUGGCAGUUUGAGAUGGUAUCAGCAUCCAACUGAAGAAGAAUUACGCCUUCUUGCAGGAAAACAGCAAAGGGGAAAGAGCAAAAAAGAUAGGAAAUACAAUGGUCAUAUUGAAAGUAAGCCUCUAACCAUUCCAAAGGAUAUAGAUCUUCAUCUAGAAACAAAGUCAAUCACAGAAGUAGAUACUUUGGCAUUGCAUUAUUUUCCUGAAUAUCAGUGGCUGGUGGAUUUCACUGUGGCAGCUACAGUUGUGUAUCUUGUAACUGAAGUCUACUACAGUUUGAUGAAACCUACACAGGAAAUGAAUAUCAGCAUUGUCUGGUGCCUUCUUGUUUUGACUUUUGCAAUCAAGGUACUAUUUUCAUUGACCACACACUAUUUCAAAGUAGAAGAAGGUGGUGAAAGAUCAGUCUGUGUCACCUUUGGAUUUUUUUUCUUUGUCAAAGCCAUGGCAAUCUUGAUUGUUACUGAAAACUACCUAGAAUUUGGACUUGAAACAGGUUUUACAAAUUUUUCGGAAAGCGCGAUGCAGUUUCUUGAAAAACAAGGUUUAGAAUCCCAGGGUCCUGUGUCUAAACUUACUUUCAAAUUUUUCCUGGCUAUUCUAUGUUCACUUAUUGGUGCUUUUUUGACUUUCCCUGGGUUGCGGCUGGCUCAGAUGCAUCUGGAUGCGCUGAAUUUGGCAACAGAAAAAAUAACACAAACAUUACUUCACAUAAACUUCUUGGCACCCUUAUUUAUGGUCCUGCUGUGGGUAAAACCAAUCACCAAAGACUACAUUAUGAACCCACCCUUGGGUAAAGAAAGUGUUCCUUUAAUGACGGAAACUACAUUUGAUACUGUGAGACUCUGGUUGAUAAUCCUGCUGUGUGCUCUGAGGUUGGCUCUGAUGCGCAAUCAUCUGCAGGCUUACCUGAACUUAGCCCAGAAGUGUGUGGAUCAGAUGAAGAAGGAAGCUGGCCGAAUAAGUACCAUUGAUUUACAGAAAAUGGUGGCGAGAGUGUUUUAUUACCUUUGUGUAAUUGCCCUGCAGUAUGUGGCACCUCUGGUCAUGCUGCUCCACACAACCCUGCUUUUGAAAACACUAGGUAAUCAUUCCUGGGGGAUCUAUCCCGAGUCUAGUUCUGACUCUCCAGUGGAGAACCAUUCAUUCUCUGGUUCUGUUUACUCUGAAUCACCAUCUCCUGAUGACAAAAGGAAAGUAACUGUUACCCAGAUAACAACAGCAUUGGGCAGCCUAAAGACCAUCUUUACUCCUCUGCUCUUCCGAGGACUCUUGUCAUUUCUGACUUGGUGGAUUGCUGCUUGUCUCUUUGCCACAAGCCUUUUUGGACUUUUCUAUCACCAGUACCUAACUGUGGCCUGAACUAAUCAGCUAACAAAGACAAUGACAGCACAAAGAUGUUGAAGGCAACCUACUUUGGAGUCCGUGUGCCUUUGAGGAAAGGACUGAAGGAAAUCAGAAGAAAGGCUA
Molecule: messenger RNA, 1624 nt
Organism: Gracilinanus agilis (Agile Gracile Mouse Opossum)
Lineage: Eukaryota; Metazoa; Chordata; Mammalia; Didelphimorphia; Didelphidae
Gene: TMEM161B
Product: transmembrane protein 161B
Exons: 12
Coding region: 53-1516 (487 amino acids)
Source: RefSeq, a predicted model, not a curated record